CCGCGUGUGACUUUUAGCGGGGCUCCGUAGUGAGUUGUGGGCGAUGGCUUUAGAGACCGAGCGGGGGUCUCCAACCUUGUAGAGUCGCCAAGAAUAGGACAAGUCUAUUUCAUUAACCACCUCGGAGAUUUAACAGGGCCUCUUGUUCCUUGCUGCUCAAGAAAUGUCUUCACUUUCAGAAUAUGCCUUGCGCAUGAGUCGUCUGAGUGCCCGGCUGUUUGGUGAGGUUGCCAGGCCUACUGAUUCCAAAUCCAUGAAAGUGGUGAAGCUGUUCAGUGAGCAGCCUUUGGCCAAGAGAAGGGAGACUUAUGACUGGUAUCCAAAUCACAACACUUACUUUGCACUCAUGGGGAUACUACGUUUUCUUGGUCUCUACAGAGACGAACAUCAGGACUUCAAGGAUGAGCAGCUGCGUCUAAAGAAGCUUCGUGGAAAGGAGAAGCCAAGGAAAGGAGAAGGGAAAAGAGCAGCGAAAAAGAAAUAGUGCUGGUCCGUCAGGGGAGGACUUCUCUCUCAGCGGCUGAAAGCAGGAGGAAGUAUAUUUACGGUCUAUCCACAUCCUGGAGGAGUGUCAGCUUCCCAGGUUGAAGACUGUUUGGAGGAAUACCAUCACGUCCGUGUUGAAAUCUAACCCAGUUGAAUUGUGACUGGUUUCAUUCUAAUUCUGCAAAAUUAUCUGCCUUGGUUCUGUAAUCUGAGGUUUACCUUAUUCCCCAAAGAAAUGGAACGCAUGAUUAUUUAUUGUUGAAUGACUGGUUUGGGAGGGGAUGGGGUGUUGGAGGAGUGGAGGGGAAACUCAUUAAAUGAACGUCCUCAUUACUCCUUUCUUGCCUCCCCACCUAAACCAUUCCUAUCAUCUCUGCGGCUGUUCAACCACUGUCUCCACCACCAAGCUCACAAACUUUUAUGUUCCUCUCUGCCUGCUCCUUUGAGAAUAUCUAUAAGUUUGUGGGAUAAAAGGCUGUGCCUGGUAGGAGAGUACUGAAUACCUGCUUUAUACAAGCUGCCAGGGCCCUGGUAAUACAGUUGUUUGCAGGAAACAGUCCCUACCUCAUGGAACUUUCAGUCCUGUGGGAGAGACUGAUAUUACAUAGUUACACAUAUACAACUGUAUUAUAUGCUACAAAGGAAAAAUCCAGACAGACUUCUGUGAGAAUGUGGAUGGAUCGAUGGGUUGAUCCAGAGGGAUAGCAAGAGGCCAAAACUUCGUUAAGUAGUUUAAAGAAGGCCUCCCUAAAGAGCUCUGAAGAGUAAAUUAGGGUGGGGCAGAAUAAAAAUGGCGGAAAAGCAUUAGAGGCAUAGAGAACAUCCACUGGCAAAGCCAGUAGGUAAAAGGAAAUGGUCCAGUUUGAGGAACUGAAAAAACAGGAACUAGUAUGACUUUAGUUAAUGAAACAAAAGCCAGACUGUGAAGGGUUUUGCAAGUUCUUUGAAAAAGCUUGGACUUAACCAGAUUAACUUGUAUAUAGUUAACCAGAUUAACUUUUUAUUGUAUACUAGCAGUGAGUUUCCAGUGAGAUGCAAGGGCUUCUGAUUUUUUUUUUCCCCCAAGUAUUCUAAAGAUCUCUAGCACUGUCUAGGAAAUUUUUUAAAUACUUUAUUUUUACUGUGGCAAAAUCAUAAAAGUUAAAUCCUGACUGUUUUUAAGUGUACAGUACAGAAGCACUAACUAUAUGCAGAUUAUUGUGGAAAAUAAAGCGCCUUUAACCCCU
Molecule: messenger RNA, 1712 nt
Organism: Dama dama (fallow deer)
Lineage: Eukaryota; Metazoa; Chordata; Mammalia; Artiodactyla; Cervidae
Gene: MRPS33
Product: mitochondrial ribosomal protein S33
Exons: 3
Coding region: 164-484 (106 amino acids)
Cellular component (GO): mitochondrion
Source: RefSeq, a predicted model, not a curated record